AUGGGUACUGGAUGGGAAUUAACAUCUAAAUUAAAAGAUAAAAUAUUUAAAUAUGCAUUAUAUAAUCAAACUCCUGUAUCUUUAAGACAAAUGGUACAAUUUGGUCCUUCACCUUCUCCUGGUUCAAUAUUUUUAGCAUCAAAAUUUAUAGUUGAAGAAUUACCAAUAAGGUUAGCUAAAAAAGUAAAAGAUUUAGAAUUAGCUCCAUUAGGUUUAAAUGAAUCACCAUCUACUAUAAAAGUUAAAAAUUGGUAUGCUCAGUCAUUUCAAGAAUUAACUGAAUUAAAAAAGCCAAUUAUAGAUGAUAAUUUAAAAAAAUUACUAUAUCAAUCAAAUUCAAAUACUACCAAUACUAAUAAUACUGAUAAUUCAUCCACUAUAAAUUCUUCAUUAGAUGAUCAACCACAUCUAAGAGAAGAAAUUCAUAAAAUACCUGAUCUGCUAGAUGAUAAUCCUGCAAUAAAUAAUAUUUUCAGUGAUGAUGGAAUAGUGGUUCGACAUCAUCAUCAUCAUCAUCAUAAUCACCAUAAUCAUAAUAAUCAUACAAUAGAUCGAACUAGAAUUUCAAAAUCAAAUGAUAAUACAACAAUAAGAACAGAAUCCCCAACUUAUGGAAUGACAUAUUUUCAACCAUGUCCAUUAAAUAUAAUAUGGCCAAAAGAAGUUUAUGAAUAUAAUAAAUUAGUUUGUGAAGCAUUGGAAAAAAUUAAAAAAAGACAUGAUGCAACAGUGGCUACAAUGGCCCAAGGUGUACAAGAAUGGAAAACUAAAAAUAAAACUGUUUUAGUAAAUUCUCAAAUUCAAACUUUUUUAGAUAGAUUUUAUAUGUCAAGAAUUGGAAUUAGAAUGUUAAUUGGUCAACAUAUUGCAUUAAAUAUGACAACAAAUUCACCAACAAAACAAAGAAUAUCAACUAUAAUAAAUGGAUCACAAGGUGCUAAAACCCCAAGAUCAAAUUAUGUUGGUGUUAUAUGUACAGAUUGUAAUGUUGGAGAAAUUGCAGAAGAUGCAAUAGAAACAGCAAAAUAUAUAUGUGAAGAAUAUUAUGGAUUAUUUGAAGCUCCUAAAAUUCAAUUAAUUGCUCCAAAUCAAGAUAUUAAUUUUAUGUAUGUACCAGGUCAUUUAAUUCAUAUGUUAUUUGAAACUUUAAAAAAUUCAUUAAGAGCAACAAUUGAAUUUAAUAUACCAAAAUUAAAACAAAAAUAUAUGGAAGAAAAUCCAAAUAUAAAAUAUGAAGAAAUUGAUUUAAAUGAUUUAGAAUUUCCAUCUAUAAAAGUUAUAAUAUCAGAAGGUAUAGAAGAUAUUGCAAUAAAAAUUUCUGAUGAAGGUGGUGGUAUACCAAGAUCUUCAUUACCAUUAAUUUGGACUUAUUUAUAUACAACAGUUAAUGAAACCCCAAUUUUGGAACCAGAAUAUAAUCAAACAAGUUUUAAAGCUCCAAUGGCUGGAUUUGGUUAUGGAUUACCAAUAAGUAGAUUAUAUGCUCAAUAUUUUGGAGGAGAUUUGAAAUUAAUUUCAAUGGAAGGUUAUGGAACUGAUGUUUAUUUACAUCUUAAUAGAUUAAGUAGUUCAAAUGAACCCCUACCAUGA
Molecule: messenger RNA, 1590 nt
Organism: Lodderomyces jiufengensis
Lineage: Eukaryota; Fungi; Ascomycota; Pichiomycetes; Serinales; Debaryomycetaceae
Gene: PDK2
Product: protein kinase
Exons: 1
Coding region: 1-1590 (529 amino acids)
Biological process (GO): protein phosphorylation; regulation of glucose metabolic process
Cellular component (GO): mitochondrion
Molecular function (GO): pyruvate dehydrogenase (acetyl-transferring) kinase activity
Source: RefSeq, a predicted model, not a curated record